Messenger RNA from Suillus bovinus, 1638 nucleotides. RefSeq lists its product as uncharacterized. Lineage: Eukaryota; Fungi; Basidiomycota; Agaricomycetes; Boletales; Suillaceae. The record is from RefSeq and is a predicted model, not a curated record. The transcript has 10 exons. The coding region runs from base 1 to 1638 and encodes 545 amino acids.
AUGACUUUACCUCGGCAGGAUCAAGAAGCGCGUGGUGCCAAGAAAAAAGCUAUCAAAAACGCAGCAAGACAAACCAAGACGCAAGAAUGCAACAGUAACAUCAGGCCAAGACCGUCCUGCCCCCAAAAAGAGAACUGGCACGUCACUGGUGCCUACUCCAAGUCGGAACUCCAGCUCCACUGGCAAGUCAAACAGGACUGUGGCAUCAAGAAAGCUGUCAACACUGAGUCCAUUGAUACACUUAAAACUCGGUUAUGGUACUUACAUUGGGCACUGGCAGAGCAUCAUCACGACAUGGUGGAUAGCGACUCGGAUGAUGACUUGCUGGAAGCUCCACUGAUGGUUGAAGCGCAGUAUCGACGACCAGCAAAACUCUGCCAAACUUAUGCUAUGCAAGAUGUGGCAUUGCCUAAAGAUGAAGAUGAGCAGAGUGCUGACUCUGAUGCGAACGGUAAUGAGAGCAGUGCCACUGAUGGUGAGGAUGAAGAUUUGGCUGCGAUGAGGCUUUCAGAUGAGGUCGUGUCGGUCGUCACCAACAAGCAGCAGGUAGCAUCAAAAUCAUGUGGCACUUCAAAAGCCAAGUUGGCCCAAGAUCAUCACAAACAAGCGGUAGAGACUCCUACCUGGGCCAAUAUGGAUGUCGAAUGUGCAGUUUCAGAGUCCAUUAAAGAUUGCUCGACUGGUGGUGACUCAUCAGAAUUUCAACUUUCUGACAAUGAAGGCACUGCACCGACUCGGAAACUUACUUCUGACGCGAAGACUCAGAGUAUCGCCUUGCUCAUUAAAACAGAAAGUGGAAAGGUGAAAUUACUUGAUCAGAACUUAGAGACUCAUAGAGUUCUUCAGUCCACAAUUGUGGAAGUCAAGUGCCACCUUUAUUUCGCCAACGGCUAUCCUGAACUGGUCGACAAGAACCAAGUCGCACUGCAAGCAUUGAUAGUAGUCGCCAAAAAAUGUGGUGUGCAUUCAAUCAAAGAAUGUCUUCAAUCGGACGAACGGUAUGCGUCACAACUUGGUAGCUUGGUGGAUGCUCGUGUUCCAAUAUUGCGCUGUGAGCUGAAGGAAGACGCAUGUGCGCAUGCCGAUGGUUACUUUUGCCUUGGACACACCGAUACUGGGAAAGCUGCAGCGAGAAGGCUAUUGGAUAAGUUUGCAUAUAUAUACGCCUUGAAGUUUGAUAUCAAUAACGAGGCUUCGCCCAUUGGAAAGAAGCCCUACCAGGGUGAACUCUUAAUUUUCCUAAUAUAUCGGCAGCUCUUUCAUAGCUCGAAAUCCAUUGCCAUCAAAUUUGCGGAACGCUUCGUCGAAAUUGCCAACAACAAAGGCCAGCACCCCGAAGUCCCUAUCCCUUUGCUGGCAUUGGUUGCAACUGCAGUGUACACAGCCCUUCUGUGGAAGUCGCAAGGUUCAUCAUCAAAAUUCAACUUUACAGGAAAUUUAUUCAGCGAGACAUACAACUACCAUGUCAGGUUCCUGGAAAAACUGAAGAAGGACGCACCUGCAAAAUUCCACUGUAUGAUGGCCGACAUCUAUGAGGCUGCACAGAAGUUGCGAUACAGCGGCGCCACUACCGGUGGCCAUGCUGCUGAGCUCGAAGCAUUCGAGUUACUUGACCUUGACAAUAUGGAAGAAGACUGA